Messenger RNA from Elaeis guineensis (African oil palm), 1165 nucleotides. Its product is annotated as peroxidase 43. Gene Ontology annotation, molecular function: peroxidase activity; heme binding. The record is from RefSeq and is a predicted model, not a curated record. Gene Ontology annotation, biological process: response to oxidative stress; hydrogen peroxide catabolic process. NCBI's taxonomy places the organism in Eukaryota, Viridiplantae, Streptophyta, Magnoliopsida, Arecales, Arecaceae.
AUUUUAUCAGAGCUACUGGUAGCCAUCAUUCCUCCUCGGUCUCUAACCAAGCUCUUCACCCACCUCUCUCAUGGCCACCCCAUCCCCAUCUAGAGCCAUGUUGUGGCACAUUGCCUUGGUCAUGGUUGUGCUCUUCUCUCUUCAAUGUCUGUCUCUGGGGAAACUUCAUGUAGGCUUUUACUCCAAUUCAUGCCCAAAUGCUGAGUCCAUUGUCAGCUCAGUUGUGAAGGAGGCUUCCUCCUCUGACCCCACUAUACCUGCAGCUCUACUCAGGCUCCACUUCCAUGACUGCAUUGUUCAAGGUUGUGAUGCAUCAAUACUGAUUGAGAAGCCAGAUUCUGGACAACCAGAGAAGCAGGCACGGAACCAUGCCGGGCUGCGAAGCCUCGAUGUGAUAGACCGAGCAAAAGCUCAGUUGGAAGGUGAAUGCCCGGGCGUGGUCUCCUGUGCAGACAUAAUAGCCCUCGCAGCUCGCGACUCCGUUACUCUGAGUCAAGGACCAAUUUAUGCAGUCCCCACUGGCCGAAGAGAUGGUCUGGUUUCUAGUGAAAGUGAUGCAGCAAACAUGCCUGAUGUCCAUGAAUCAGUCGCGGUGCUAAGAAAAAAAUUCGCAGAGAAGGGCCUUUCAGAAAAAGAUCUAGUGGUGCUUAGUGGGGCGCAUACAAUUGGUACAACAGCAUGCUUCUUCAUAGAACGACGGCUCUAUAAUUUUUCUAGUGGCGGUGGAUCAGAUCCAACCAUAAAUCCUCAGUUCCUUCCUGAGCUCCAGUCCCAGUGUCCCAAUGGAGGAGACGUCAAUGCUCGAUUACCCCUCGACCGAGGGAGUGAAAGAAUUUUCGACAGUCAGAUACUAAGCAACAUCCGAUCGGGGUUCGGAGUGAUAGAAUCUGAUGCAAAGCUCUACAAUGAAGCAUCAACCAAGGUGAUCAUUGACUCUUACUUCGACUCAAUGAAUUCGAUCUCGGGGUCAUCCUUUGAAUCCGACUUCGCCAAGUCGAUAGUGAAGAUGGGAAAGAUUGGUGUGCUCACAGGGACUGAAGGAGAAAUCCGGCGAGUAUGUUCGGCUUUUAACUGAUGUUUGUGCAAUGGUCUGCCUCUACAUGUAAUGUCUGUGCAAAUUCCUCAAAAAGAUGUGGGUGCAAAUGAAUGAUAUGCAGUUCUUAUA